Messenger RNA from Zasmidium cellare ATCC 36951, 1044 nucleotides. RefSeq lists its product as uncharacterized. The coding region runs from base 1 to 1044 and encodes 347 amino acids. The transcript has a single exon. Gene Ontology annotation, molecular function: amine-lyase activity. NCBI's taxonomy places the organism in Eukaryota, Fungi, Ascomycota, Dothideomycetes, Mycosphaerellales, Mycosphaerellaceae. Gene Ontology annotation, biological process: pyridoxal 5'-phosphate biosynthetic process; pyridoxine biosynthetic process; amino acid metabolic process. The record is from RefSeq and is a predicted model, not a curated record.
AUGGCAUCCAACGGCACCGCCGAGCACACCCCCUCCGCUUUCCGAUACAACAACAACAACACCGCCGUCAAGAUGGAGACCGCUACAAACGGCCACGCCAGCACGCCUGGCCCAGACCCCUCCACCGUCAAGAAGACCACCGCCGCCGCUAGUACUUCCAACCCCGCCCAAUCCACCUUCGCCGUCAAAGCGGGCCUCGCCCAAAUGCUCAAAGGCGGCGUGAUCAUGGACGUCGUCAACGCCGAACAAGCCCGCAUCGCCGAGGAGGCGGGCGCCUGUGCCGUCAUGGCCCUCGAGCGCGUGCCCGCCGACAUCCGCGCGCAAGGCGGCGUCGCGCGCAUGUCGGACCCGUCCAUGAUCCAGGAUAUCAUGCGCACCGUGACCAUUCCCGUGAUGGCGAAGGCGAGAAUUGGACAUUUCGUCGAGUGUCAGAUUUUGCAGGCGAUUGGCGUGGACUAUAUCGAUGAGAGCGAGGUGUUGACGCCGGCGGACCCGACGCACCAUGUGGAUAAGAGUGGGUUUAACACGCCUUUUGUGUGCGGGUGUAGGAACUUGGGAGAGGCGUUGAGGAGGAUAAGCGAGGGGGCUGCGAUGAUAAGGACGAAGGGAGAGGCUGGGACUGGGGAUGUUGUCGAAGCUGUGAGGCACAUGCAGACUGUGAACGCGGAGAUUGCGCGGGCGAGCAGUGCGUCUGAGAACGAGCUGCGGCAGAUGGCGAGGGAGUUGGAAUGUGAUUUCGCGCUGUUGAAGGAGACGGCGAGGCAGAAGAGGCUGCCUGUGGUCAACUUUGCGGCUGGUGGAAUUGCGACGCCGGCGGACGCGGCGUUGAUGAUGCAGAUGGGCUGUGAUGGAGUGUUUGUGGGUUCGGGCAUUUUCAAGUCGGGCGAUGCGGCGAAGAGGGCCAAGGCGAUUGUGCAGGCGACGACUCAUUACAAUGAUCCCAAGGUGCUGGCUGAGGUUAGCAUUGGAUUGGGCGAGGCCAUGGUGGGCAUUAAUGUUGAGAAGAUGCCCGAGACCAACAAGUUGGCCAAGCGAGGGUGGUAG